Messenger RNA from Drosophila serrata, 1372 nucleotides. RefSeq names its product Homeodomain protein 2.0 (gene H2.0). Gene Ontology annotation, molecular function: DNA-binding transcription factor activity, RNA polymerase II-specific; sequence-specific DNA binding. Gene Ontology annotation, biological process: regulation of DNA-templated transcription. NCBI's taxonomy places the organism in Eukaryota, Metazoa, Arthropoda, Insecta, Diptera, Drosophilidae. The record is from RefSeq and is a predicted model, not a curated record.
AUGUUACUACACGAGAGUGCCGCCAGCAUGGAACAGAGUAUGCCCGAGAACCUCAGCACUCAAGUGUGCGAGGUGAAGGUACCGACGCCUACCGCGAACUAUACUGUCUCCGAAAGGAGUGAUCGCGGUCUCCCUGCCGAAUCCGACACAGGCCCAGCGAGCACGUCACCCCCCGCCACCACCAGCACCACCAAAGUAAAGCUGAGCUUCAGCGUUGAUCGCUUGCUGGGCUCCUCCGAGUCCAGUCCUUCAUCUUCCCCGGCGCCAUGGGCCUGCUGCGAUGGUAAUGCCUUCUCCUGCUGCACUUUCCCUCGCUGCUUCAGCCAGGCAAAAGCAGAAGUUCCUAAGCUCGGCCAGCUCCUGCAUCCUGGAGCAGCGCCAGCAACUCCAUCUCACCUGUACUCCUACGUUGGACUCGAUAAACUAUAUCCUGGAAUGUGUAUGGAUUACAAAUCGGUACUGAGACCAACACCCAUUCGGGCAGCAGAACAUGCCACAUCCACAUAUCCCACGCUGGCUACGAAUGCGCUCCUCCGCUUCCAUCAACAUCACCAACAGCACCAUCAGCAGCACCUCCAUCAGCAACAUAAGCCUCCGCAACAUAACUCGACGAUAGCAGCCUCGGGCCUGCUGGCGCCCCUUCACAGUCUCAAGAACCUCCAGUGUACGCCGCAACAGAGGUUUCUGGGCAAGACGCAGCAGCAGCUCCUGGAUCACACUCCUACGACACCCUCCGAUGCCACACCACAAAAUGGCAGCCAUGGCAACAAUGGUUGCAGCGGCGGCGGCAAUAAUGGCAAGCGGAAGCGCUCCUGGUCACGGGCCGUCUUCACCAAUCUGCAGCGAAAGGGUCUGGAGAUUCAGUUCCAGCAGCAGAAGUACAUCACAAAGCCAGAUCGUCGCAAGUUGGCGGCACGACUGAACCUCACAGAUGCGCAGGUCAAGGUGUGGUUUCAAAACCGUCGCAUGAAGUGGCGUCACACACGGGAGAAUCUGAAGAGCGGCCAAGAGAAGCAGCCCCAACAGCAACAACAGGCAACGUCUGCGGUCAGUGCAGGAGUGGGUGGUGGAGCAUCCAAGGUGGCUAGUGGGACAGGAGCUGGGAAUCCCCACGAAGCCCUCGACUACAGCUCUGAUAGCUCCUCCAGCGUGGAGUUAAGCGAGCAAGCUGAGGACGACGAUGAUAACAUAGUCAUUGAUGUGGUGGAGUAGUCGUACUUUUACAUGCAUUCUACAGAUGUAUCUUUCGGAUACGUAACAAACGCCAUGGAGGAUGUGUAUAAAUUAUUAUUAUUAAAUUAUUGAAAUAUGGAUAAGUUUCAUUUGUUACACAUAAAUUAUUUUAAAAUAAAUGUCAAAGUAAAUAACCCUA